AUGCUUCCCAAUCUGCUCUCGUUCCUAGCUUUGUUCUUUGGCGUUGCCAUUGCUCAAUGCCCUGAUUAUCUUGAUUAUGCCGAAGUCAGGCACUACCCCUACUCAGGAGGAGUCCGCAACAUAUCCUACCAACGCCCUGAUCCUGCUUGCCGUACUUUCAACCUUUCUGUCCUUGAAGACCAGGUCAUUCUCGACGUCAUGCAUGCCACUCCUGACCUAGAUCUGUUCCGUCUGUUUCUCAAUGCCUACCCCAACACGCUCGAUACGGCCAUUCGCUGGAAGGGCUAUGCUGCUGAUACACCUGAUGAGGAGCUUACUUUUGUCGUCACUGGAGAUAUCGAUGCCAUGUGGCUGAGAGACAGCAGCAACCAGAUGCAGUCUUACCUUCCCCUCCUGACCGCAAACUCCUCUGUUGACUCGCUCGCCUCUCUGUUCCGUGGAGUCAUCAACUUGCAGGCUCGCUACCUCCUCACCUCGCCCUACUGUAAUGCCUUUCAGCCACCAGUCGAGAGCGGCAUCGCUCCUGCAAAGAACCCUUCAGCCAGCCAAGAUGUUGUCUUUCCAACUUACGACAACGCUUCUGUCUUCGAAUGCAAAUACGAGCUGGACUCUUUGGCCGCUUUCCUACAGAUCAGCUCGGACUAUUACAACGCCACGGGAGAUGUUGCUUUCUUUGCUAAGCACCAUUGGAUUGAGGCUAUCAACCACGUUUUCCAGAUCUUUGAGAGCCUGCAGUCUGCUUCAACUUACGAGCCUGAUGGUCGCGUACAAAUGUCGAACUACACCUUCACUAGAGUAAGUGAUCGCGCGACCGAAACUCUGGCGAACGAUGGGUUAGGCAAUCCCUACAGUGGUGGAACCGGCUUGUUGCGCUCAGCUUUCAGACCUUCGGAUGACGCAACUAUCUACCAAUAUCUCAUUCCUGCCAACAUGAUGCUGGCUCACUACCUCGAAGCGACUGCUCCUCUUAUGCUCGCGCUCAACAAUUCAGCAAGUGCUGUCACUUCCGUGCAAAUGACACAGCUUGCCUCUAGUAUCAGACAAGGCAUUAAAGAGCACGGCAUCGUCACUGUCAAUGGCAAGCAGGUAUAUGCUUACGAGGUUGACGGCUAUGGCUGUGCGAACAUCAUGGACGAUGCCAAUAUCCCGUCGCUUCUAUCUGCGCCUUUCCUGGGCUAUCUUGACGUUAAUGAUGAAGUCUAUCAGAACACACGUUCUUUGUUGCUGAGUACCCGCAAUCCUUACUGGAUGCACGGUCCCGUCAUCAGCGCUAUAGGAGGUCCUCACAACGGUCCUGGAUAUGCCUGGCCCAUGGCUUCUAUCGUGCGCAUACUGACCAGCGACAAUGACACCGAGAUCACUGAACAACUGGCCAUGAUCCUGAAUAGUACCGAUGGUCUUGGUCUGAUUCACGAGAGCAUCAACACUUUCAAUCAAACAGACUAUACUCGACCUUGGUUUUCGUGGGCGAACGGGCUUUUCGGUCAAAUGAUCCUGGAUCUGUACGAUCGCAAGCCACAGAUUCUUGCUCAAAGCUUCCAGUAG
Aureobasidium melanogenum CBS 110374 is the source of this 1545-nucleotide messenger RNA. RefSeq lists its product as uncharacterized. Gene Ontology annotation, biological process: carbohydrate metabolic process. The transcript is spliced from 2 exons. The coding region runs from base 1 to 1545 and encodes 514 amino acids. Lineage: Eukaryota; Fungi; Ascomycota; Dothideomycetes; Dothideales; Saccotheciaceae. The record is from RefSeq and is a predicted model, not a curated record.